Molecule: messenger RNA, 2003 nt
Organism: Mus pahari (shrew mouse)
Lineage: Eukaryota; Metazoa; Chordata; Mammalia; Rodentia; Muridae
Gene: Zbtb12
Product: zinc finger and BTB domain containing 12
Exons: 2
Coding region: 393-1772 (459 amino acids)
Biological process (GO): regulation of transcription by RNA polymerase II
Molecular function (GO): RNA polymerase II cis-regulatory region sequence-specific DNA binding; DNA-binding transcription factor activity, RNA polymerase II-specific; protein binding
Source: RefSeq, a predicted model, not a curated record
GUAUUUCCGCUCUGGCGGACAAAUAAUCCUGGCCAAAGGGGAGGCACGACUGUCCAGCCCUUUAACCGCGUGGGGGUGCCGGGGGAGAAAAGGGGGGAGUCGGGGAGGGGGAAUCCUGCUCCUUUAAUUCCCUCCCCUCUUCCUCCGCCCCGAGUCCGCGAGGACGCUGCGCUGCGCGGGGCCUUGGAACACUCGGCGCGAGCUGCCCCCGCCCCUCCCCCUCCCGCCCACGCGGAGCCGGCCCGCGCGCGCGCCCCGUGCACCCCCGCGCCUGCGCGCUGCCCCGGCCCUGCCCGUGUGUGGGGGGCGUCGCUGGCCCCGGGGGGGUGGGGGACCAGGGGGGAAAAAAAUCAGCACGCGGAAUCGGGCCAGGGCAGUCCACUCCCGCCACAAUGGCCUCUGGGGUGGAAGUCCUGCGCUUCCAGCUGCCUGGCCACGAGGCCGCAACGUUGCGGAACAUGAACCAGCUCCGGGCAGAGGAGCGGUUCUGUGAUGUGACCAUCGUGGCAGACAGCCUCAAAUUCCGUGGCCACAAGGUCAUCCUGGCCGCCUGCUCACCGUUCCUCCGGGACCAGUUCUUGCUGAACCCCAGUUCUGAGCUGCAGGUCUCGCUGAUGCACAGCGCGCGUAUUGUGGCGGAUUUGCUCCUCUCUUGCUACACGGGCGCUCUGGAGUUCGCAGUCAGGGACAUCGUGAACUACCUGACAGCAGCCUCCUACCUGCAAAUGGAGCAUGUGGUGGAGAAAUGCCGGAACGCCCUUAGCCAGUUCAUUGAGCCCAAAAUUGGCCUUAAAGAAGAUGGGAUCAGCGAGGCUAACCUCCUGAGCAGUGUCAGUGCCACCAAGUCCCUCCUCCCUCCAGCCAGGACCCCAAAGCCAGCUCCAAAACCCCCACCCCCACCUCCUCUACCCCCUCCGCUCCUGCGACCCGUGAAGCUGGAGUUUCCGCUGGACGAGGACCUAGAGCUGAAGGCGGAAGAGGACGAGGAGGAUGAAGAUGAAGAUGUUUCUGACAUCUGCAUCGUCAAGGUGGAGUCCGCUCUAGAAGUGGCACACCGGCUCAAACCCCCUGGAGGCCUAGCCGGGGGUCUGGGUAUCGGGGCCUCUGUGAGCGGCCACCUGGGAGAGCUGGCCCAGAGUAGCGUGGCCCCCAACACUGUUGCCCCACCGCAAGGUGUAGUGAAGGCCUGCUACAGCCUUUCAGAGGACGCGGAAGGGGAAGGCCUGUUGUUGAUCCCAGGAGGCCGGGCCAGUGUGGGGGCCACCUCGGGCCUAGUGGAAGCAGCAGCGGUGGCCAUGGCUGCCCGGGGGGCGGGGGGCAGCCUGGGGGCAGGGGGCAGCCGGGGACCUCUGCCUGGGGGCUUCUCAAGUGGCAACCCCUUAAAGAACAUCAAAUGCACCAAAUGCCCGGAAGUGUUCCAGGGUGUGGAGAAGCUGGUCUUCCACAUGCGUGCACAACACUUCAUCUUCAUGUGCCCACGCUGCGGCAAGCAGUUCAACCACAGCAGCAACCUCAACCGCCACAUGAACGUCCACCGUGGCGUCAAGUCCCAUUCAUGUGGCAUCUGCGGCAAGUGCUUUACUCAGAAGUCCACGCUGCACGAUCACCUCAACCUGCACUCAGGAGCCCGGCCCUACCGGUGCUCCUACUGUGACGUGCGCUUUGCCCACAAGCCCGCCAUCAGGCGGCACCUCAAGGAGCAGCACGGUAAAACCACGGCUGAGAACGUGCUGGAGGCUGGUGUGGCCGAGAUCAAUGUCCUCAUCCGCUGAAAGGCCACGAGGCUGGGGGCAGUCCUGGGCCCGGCCGAAUUGGGGAAGGGCGGGGUUUGAGGGCAGGCAUACAUUUCAAGGGAGAAAGACUGGAGAGAGACCUUGCCUCAAAGAGCAGAAGUAAAAGAUGGAGCCGGGGACAGGGUUGAUAAGGCUGAGGGAAUAAUGUGGGAUCCCAAAGAAAGAUUUCUUUUUUGAAGAGGUGCAUAAACGAUGUGUAGGAAGGGAGGG